Molecule: messenger RNA, 2728 nt
Organism: Monomorium pharaonis (pharaoh ant)
Lineage: Eukaryota; Metazoa; Arthropoda; Insecta; Hymenoptera; Formicidae
Product: protein claret segregational
Exons: 5
Coding region: 482-2494 (670 amino acids)
Biological process (GO): microtubule-based movement
Molecular function (GO): microtubule binding; ATP binding; microtubule motor activity
Source: RefSeq, a predicted model, not a curated record
AAAGAAAAAACGGAAGACUGAUAUUAGUAACGGUGCGUUUGCGGUGACACCGCUGCGACAACUCCCCCGAAUCGCUGCAAGAGUCGCGCGCAAGUGCGAUCUACCAUCGCCGACGAGACAUGACGAGGUGCACAGAGACGUCACCAUCGCCAUUGUCGUCAUCGUCGUUGAUGACAAUCGAAAGUAACGAUGCAGCAAACGGAAACGGAGCGGAAAAUCGAAAUUAAUACCGAUACAAUGCAUCGGGCGAUCAGCGGCGACAUCAAAACAUGUGAAAAGCUCAUGAUAAUUGGGAUCUGAAAAUAGGAUCGUCUACCGGACGAAAAUAGGACAUCUAUCAUGUCCGAUGCUUACCAAAAUAAUUUUCGUAGAUCGCGCGAAAGAAGAAACUAAUCAAAAUGGCAAGAAAAAUAUUUUGUAUAUGGAUCUUUAUCAAGAUGCAUAACCUAUAAUCGGAUAUGUUGCUGACAUCGAGGAAGAUAUGGAAUCUCGCUUACCAAAACCAAAAAUAAUGAUAAAAAAGGCGACUAGUAUAACGGAUAUAAUUAAAAAUAAUCAUGAAAGAACCAAUAAUAGUAAUAAUAUGCCGACAUCAGCAUUGGUAUCAACAUCAACAAUGUUAAUAUCCACAUCAUCAGCAUCGGCGUCAACAUUAACAUCUACCAAUACAAGAGCUAUAAAUGAUAAUAAAUUAGCAGUUAAACAAACCUUAGUUCGAGCCAAAACAUUAUCAACCAUCACACGACCAAAUAAUGUGAAAGCAGUGAAACGAACAGCUACUAAUAAUAUAAUACAUGGAGAAACAAAAAAACCUUUUAUUAAACCUGCCACUAAAGUACUAGUGAACAAGCCAAAUAAUAAUACAUUAACGAAUGCAGUAAACAAAGUAAACACAGUUAUAAAAAAAGAUACAGAUAAGACAGGCAAGAUUAAAAAAUGGGAUUUACGUGGUCGUUUAGCUCAGACAAGUGAUAAACUGUCGGUUGUACAACAGAAGAACAAAGAAAUAGAAUCAAAAUACAACGUUCUCCAGGAAUUAGUAGAUACUUUAAAGACCAGUGAAGCUACAUGUAAAAACGAAACGGAAAAACUUCAAGUUUUAAAUAACACUUUGACUACCGAACUUCAAAUUUUAACAGUAGAAAUAUCUACAAUUCGAAAGAAUGAAGAAGAUUUGGCAAAACGAUUAAAGGAAUCGACAGAAUCGUGUACAAAUUUUUCUCGUGAAUUGAGCGAAUAUAAGGAAAAUUGUAAGAAACAAGAAAUAUUGAUUUUGGAACAAACUAAACAAUUAACAAUUUUACAAACAGAUUUAGAAUUACAAAAAAAGAUUAAUAUGGAUUUAAAUAUUGUCAAAGAAGAGUUACAAGUAUUGACUCAUAAAAUGGAUAAAGAACGUAGAAUAUUACACAAUACGAUACAAGAAUUAAAGGGCAAUAUAAGAGUUUUCUGCAGAGUUCGGCCACGAACUCUAAAGGAGAUUGAACAAAUGAAACCGAUGUGUAAUAUAAGCUUUAUAGAUGACUGUACUAUUGAAGUGAGUAAAUCAGAUGGAUCAGAUGCAGUCAGCUGCAGUGGAAAGUUACGAGGAAUAAAACAAGAAUUUUCAUUUGAUAAAGUGUUUACACCCAACGCAUCUCAAGCGGAUAUAUUUGAAGAAUUAUCCCUUUUGGUACAGUCUGCACUUGAAGGAUAUAAUGUUUGUGUAUUCGCUUAUGGCCAAACUGGUUCCGGUAAAACAUAUACUAUGGAGGGAGAGUGUGGCUUGCAAACUGAAGGCAUGAUACCUAGAACGGUCUGUCAUAUAUUCAAAGAAAUGAAACAAUUUGAACUUCUUGGGUGGAAGUACCAGAUAGAAGCAAGCUUCUUAGAAAUUUACAACGAACACAUCAUCGAUCUUCUCGAUUCACAACAAAAAACGCAUGAAAUACGAAUGGUUGACAACAAAGGUCAAGAUUUAUACGUCAGUAAUCUGCAAAUAAAAGAAAUACACAGUCCAGAGGAAUUGCACGAAUGUCUACGAACCGCACAACGUAACCGAGCUGUUGCGGCUACUGAUUCAAAUGAACGAUCGUCUAGAUCCCAUUCAGUGGCAAGGAUACGACUAAUUGGUACACAUACUAUAAAACAAGAAGUAUCAAUAGGAAAUUUGAAUUUAGUCGACUUGGCUGGGUCCGAACGUUUAAAGACUGAAGAAGCUGUCAGAACGGCAGAAACGAAAAAUAUCAAUAAGUCGCUAGCAAAUCUUGGCAAUGUCAUUUUAGCGCUUUUAAAGAAACAGGAACAUGUUCCGUACAGAAAUUCUAAAUUGACGCAUUUACUCAUGCCUUCUCUGGGAGGCAAUUCAAAAACUUUGAUGUUACUAAAUAUAUCUCCGCUAGACGAAUGUUAUAAUGAGACAUUAAAUUCAAUGAGAUUUGCUAGUAAUGUUAAUAACUGCAAAACUGGAAAUAUUAAACGAAGCCGAAUGAUUUUACAAAAUACGACGAAUUGAAUUUUAAUGUAUUAGAUCUAAUUAAGAAAUAGUGUUACGUUAUAUUUUAAGAUAUUUUAUUUUUACAGGAUUAACAUUUUUAUCAUUACAAAUGUAAUUUAAAGUAGUUAAGAACAUUCUCUUCUUGAUUAGUACCAAAAUCAUAAAACUAUCUCUUUUGUGACAUUAAUAAUAAUAUAAUAUGAAUUGUUAAAUAUAUUAAAUAAAGUAAAUAAUAUAUCUUCGAAAAAAGUA